AUGGGCAGCCGGCUCGAGAAAAACUCCGAGGCCGUGCGGAAGCGCAUCGCCAACCACGAGUUCCACGAUGAGGACGGCGACGAGUACGCGGCCAGCUCGUUUGGCGGCUUCGGCGAGUACUUUGAAAAGAAACAGCUGAAACUGCAGAAUCUGGACGCCGAACUGCGCGCUACCCGGGGGGACACACCGCAGAUCUUUAAGGGGGUUGUGGCUCAUGUCACUGGCUACACCCAGCCGCCUCUGCACGUGUACGUUGACCUCGUCCUCCACGGCGCCGCCUUCCUCCAGUAUCUCGGCGGCAAAACCAUGGCAACGCACAUCAUCGCAUCAGCCAUGCCGCCGCGCAAGACAGUCGACUUCGCCCGGUACCGCGUCGUCAAGCCGGCGUGGGUGACCGACUCGAUCCGCGCAGGCAAACUGCUGCCGUGGUCGGACUACCGCGUGCUGGACGACGGCCCGCGGCAAAAGACGAUCCGAUUUGAGGGUGGGAGGUUGUUAAGUCAGGCUGGUGGUGGUAUAGGCGGUACGCAGCAGCCGUCGCCACGGGGGUAUCGCGAGCAGACGCAGAAUAGCUUUUAUACGAGCCAGUUUUCUCAGGGCGGGCAGGGCCAGGGACGGGGACAGAAAGCGGGUGGGAGGUUGGGCGGGCAGGGGUCGAGUAGUCCGUUUCAACCGACGCCGUCGAGGAAAGGGGCGUCGGUGGAGUUGGAGGGGAUUGAGGAUUUUGAUGAUCUGGAUGUGGAUAUGCUGCUGGAAGAUCCUAUUCUGGCGGAGGAAGGCCUCGCGAAAGAGGUCCUCGCGGAGAAGCAGCCGAGUGUUCCUCCGGUCGACGCACAGCUUCCAGAUUCAGGCCCAACAUCCCCCCCACCAGACCAGGCUCAGCCAGAAGAGACUGGAGACACACCUCAACCACCGGAGAAAUCGAUGGCGGCGGAGAAACCAAUGACAUCGGAAGAGCACAACGCCCUCCUCCUCCAAGACCCCAAGAUCCGCAAAUCCUCAACAGCCAACCCCGAUUUCCUCAAACAAUACUAUUCCGAAAGCCGACUCCACCACCUCUCAACCUGGAAAGCCCAGCUAAAAGCCCGCCUAAUGAACAUGGCCGCCGAGCGCGGCCCCGCCCCAACAAAAACCAAGCGCAAGCCCGGCACCCGCCGAUACAUCAUGCACGUCGACUUCGACAGCUUCUUCUGUGCGGUCUCCCUCAACCAGCACGCGCCCGACGCCCGCGACAAGCCUGCGGUAGUGGCGCACAGCAGCGGCAGCGGGUCGGAGAUCGCUUCGUGCAACUACCCGGCCCGGGCGUUUGGGGUGAAGAAUGGCAUGUGGAUGAGGCGGGCCAAGGAGCUGUGUCCAGACCUAAAAGUGGUGCCGUAUGAUUUCCCGGCGUAUGAGGAGGCUAGUCGGCAGUUUUACGAUGCUAUUCUCGGAGUGGGGGGUGUGGUGCAGAGUGUUAGUAUAGAUGAGGCGUUGGUUGAUGUUACGGAUAUUGUGCUCAAUACCACAGGCUCCGAGGGUGUGGGGGUUUCGGAGGGGAGUAUGUACCGGGAACAGGCGAAAGUGGACGAGAUUGCGACUAGUCUCCGGGCGGAGAUCAAGAAGCGGACGGACUGCCACGUCUCGGUCGGCAUAGGCGGGAAUAUAUUACUCGCCAAGGUGGCGCUGCGCAAGGCCAAACCGGCUGGUCAGCACCAGAUCCGGCCCGAGGAGGUACUCGACGUGCUAGCCGACCUGAAAGUCGAGAGUCUCCCGGGGGUCGCCUACAGCAUCGGGGGUAAACUCGAAGAGGUCGGCAUCAAGUUGGUCCGGGACCUGCGGGAGACGUCCAAGGAGCGGCUGACGACGCUGCUCGGGCCCAAGACGGGCGAGAAGCUGUGGGAGCACGCGCGCGGGAUCGACCGCGCCGAGGUCGGCGAGCAGCCCAUGCGCAAGUCGGUAUCGGCGGACGUGAACUGGGGCAUCCGGUUCAUCAGCCAGGACGAGGCCGAGGAGUUUGUGCGCAAUCUCUGUAAGGAACUCGAGCGCCGGUUGCUGGGGGAGUAUGUCAAGGGGAAGAAUAUGAGUAUGAAGAUCAUGCGGCGGUCGCUGGACGCGCCGCUGGACCCGGCGAAGCAUUUGGGUCAUGGGCAGUGUGAUACCUUUACCAAGAGCGUCGCGUUUGGCGUGGCUACUAACGACAGCGCGGUGCUGGGGAAAGAGGCCGUGGCUAUUCUACGAUCGUACAAGUUUAGUCCUGGGGAUCUGCGCGGGCUCGGCGUGCAGAUGACCAAGCUGGAGCCCAUCAAGGCGUCGGCUGCGCCCGAGGGCAGCCAGCGAAAGCUCAACUUUGGCGUGCCGCCGCCCGCGAAGCGGCUCAAGACGGAGGCCGUGGACGGCGUUGCUUCUGUCGUCAAACCGUCAAGUCGCCGCUCGUCCGGGCAAGAAGUCGAGGAAGACCCCAUCUCGGUCGAUCCCCUGACACCGAGAAAACACAAAGUACACCCGGCUCUCGCGCUCGCCAAAGCCAACGCGGCCGACGAGAAGGCCAACUCACCCCUCAACCUCACCGGCACGCAGUUCGUCCUCCCAUCCAACGCCGACCCGGCCGUGCUGGCCGAGCUUCCCGACGACAUCCGCACCAAACUCAUGCGCCAAGCCAAACGCCCGCCCUCGGCCCCCUCCCGCAGCGCUUCCCCGGCUGUUCCGCCCCGGCCUGACAGUCCUGCCGCGACAGAUGAGAUCCCGCCAGACGUCGACCCGGAAGUGUUCCACGCCCUGCCCGAGGAUAUGAAAGCCGAGGUUCUGGCGUCUUACGGCCACCGGAAACGGCCGAGCACAACAAGCGCCGUGCACCAGUCGCCGCGCAAGGACAGCAUCAUCCACCGGCCGCGGGACCGAGGCACGCCGCCGAGGAGGGGGGGUGGUAAAUCGCUGCUGAGUCGGGGGCGUGGGCGUGAGCGCCAACAGGAUGCGGAGGCGGGUCUUAUGCAGACUAGUCUUGCGCCUGUUCGGCCUGCGGUAUCUAACCCGGGAAAUGGCAACGGUAGUGACGCUGCCAGCGGGCCAGACGACGGCUCAAUACCAGACCUCGACCCGGCCUUUCUCGCCGAACUCCCCGAGGACGUCCGCGCCGAAGUUAUCGAGGACCACCGCCGACGUAAACUCGCGGCCCAACGACGCAGUCUCAAACUUCACGCCCCAGCCCGUACCACCACCACCAGCAUACGCACAAACACAAACACAGGCCCAAGCACAAGCGGUACAAGUACCAUCCCCCGCAUAAAAUUCCCCCCCAAACCCCCCCAACUCCCCUUCGCCCACUCCACCCAAACCUCCCUCCCCGAAAUCAAAGAAACCAUCGCCGUCUGGCACGAAGCCACGCGCGAUGAAGGUCCGCAUGCGGCAGAUGUCGAGGUUUUCGCGCGGUAUCUGCAGCGGGUGGUCAAGGAGGAGAGGGAUAUGGAGAAGGCGGGGGUGUUGGUGAAGUGGUUGAGGUGGGUUGUGGAGGAGGGCCCGGAGGGAGAGGGGAAGGAGGCUUGGAGGGGGGUUUUGAGGGGGUUGGAGGGGGGGGUUGAGGGGGCUAUGGAAGAGAGGGGGUGA
Messenger RNA from Dichotomopilus funicola, 3579 nucleotides. RefSeq lists its product as uncharacterized. The transcript has 2 exons. Gene Ontology annotation, molecular function: deoxycytidyl transferase activity; DNA-directed DNA polymerase activity; damaged DNA binding. The coding region runs from base 1 to 3579 and encodes 1192 amino acids. Gene Ontology annotation, cellular component: nucleus. Gene Ontology annotation, biological process: error-free translesion synthesis; error-prone translesion synthesis. The record is from RefSeq and is a predicted model, not a curated record. Lineage: Eukaryota; Fungi; Ascomycota; Sordariomycetes; Sordariales; Chaetomiaceae.